Messenger RNA from Quercus lobata, 1761 nucleotides. Its product is annotated as P-loop containing nucleoside triphosphate hydrolases superfamily protein. The transcript has 10 exons. The record is from RefSeq and is a predicted model, not a curated record. Bases 75 to 1475 code for a protein of 466 amino acids. Gene Ontology annotation, molecular function: RNA binding; ATP binding; RNA helicase activity. NCBI's taxonomy places the organism in Eukaryota, Viridiplantae, Streptophyta, Magnoliopsida, Fagales, Fagaceae.
UCAUCAUCACCCAUCUCAAUUUUCUCACUGCUCUGAAAAAACAGACAGACACAACAGUAAAGAAAAACUCAUCAAUGGCGACUCUUUCAUCCACACACAUUCUCCCACUUUCACCAAUCUCAACCCCCAGAAAACCCAUUUCUUCUCGCUUUCUCUUUCGUUCACAAAACCCCAAAACCCUGUCCACCUCCGUCACCUUCACAAACUCCAAACCCAACGCUUCUUCUUCUUCUUCUUCUUCUGUAUCCAGCGAACUCAACGCCUCCACUCUCAGAGAAAUCUGCCAAGCUCACGUUCCCGAACACGUAUUACGCAGGGUGGAGGAGGUUGGAUAUGUUAGACCAACUGAUGUACAAAAGCAAGCACUGCCUCUUCUCUUUUCGGGCCGAGAUUGCAUUCUUCAUGCUCAGACAGGUUCUGGGAAGACACUGGCAUACCUGCUCUUGAUCUUUUCUGUCAUAAACACUCAAAGAUCUACUGUUCAAGCAGUAAUAGUAGUGCCUACCCGGGAACUAGGCAUGCAAGUUACAAGAGUUGCUCGGAUGUUGGCUGCAAGGCCUAUGGAACUUGAAUUGGAGCAGAAAUCUUGCACUGUCAUGGCUCUUUUAGAUGGAGGAAUGUUGAAAAGACACAAGAGUUGGCUAAAGGCAGAGCCCCCUACAAUCGUGGUGGCAACAAUAAAGAGUUUGUGCCAAAUGCUUGAGAAGAAAAUCUUAAAGCUUGAAUCGAUGAAAGUGCUGAUAGUUGAUGAGGUUGAUUUCAUGUUCAAUUCCUCAAAAGAAGUCAGUUCUCUUCGAAAAAUUUUGACAUCAUAUUCAUCACUCCACAACCGUCAGACCAUUUUUGCCAGUGCAUCCAUCCCCCAGCACAAUCGGUUUGUACAUGACUGUAUACAGCAAAAGUGGACCAAGAGUGACGUGGUUCAUGUCCAUGUCAAUCCAAUUCAACCCAUGCCGUCAUGCCUACAUCAUAGAUUUGUGAUAUGUGGCAAGAACAAAAGGCAUCAAACCUUGCUAUCCUUAUUACAGUCUGAUGCACCAGAGUCUGGCAUUAUAUUUGUUGGUGAGCAGUCUGAGAAGUCAAAGAAAGCUGGAAAUGCUCCACCAACAACUUCGUUAGUUGAUUUCUUGAGGACUUCAUAUGUGGGUUGUUUGGACAUCCAUCUUCUAGAAGAAGACAUGAAUUUCAAUUCACGAGCAGCAUCUCUCUCAGAAGUAAGACAAGGAGGUAGCUAUCUUCUGGUAGCAACAGAUAUAGCGGCUAGAGGGGUCGACCUGCCAGAAACAACUCAUAUAUACAACUUUGAUCUGCCAAGAACUGCAGUAGAUUAUCUUCAUCGAGCAGGAAGAACAGGUAGAAAACCUUUUUCAGACAACAAAUGUACUGUUACCAACAUUUUAAUGUCUGAGGAACGGUUUGUUUUGCAAAGAUAUGAAAAUGAAUUGUUGUUUAACUGUGAAGAACUUAUUCUAUAGAGUUGAUGUCUAUUUCAGUUUAUACAAAUAGAGCAUCCCCUACCCACCAACCCCCAGAGAAAUCCUUUUUUUUUUUUUUUUUACGUUGUUCCAGUCCAUUUUAUGAGACACGGUAUCAUCAGCAAGUGAAACCCCAACUGAUACUUCAAAUGUCCAGUACACCAACAGUCAGUCUUAAUAGACUCUCGUCUUAUAGUAGAUGUGAAGGUUUGUAAAUGACAAGUAUUUCUUUUAAGGCUUUUGUUAAACGUGUGCCGAGGAAUUGCUCGCACUCGUUCAAGAGGAA